This is a messenger RNA of Capsaspora owczarzaki ATCC 30864, 1014 nucleotides long. RefSeq lists its product as hypothetical. The record is from RefSeq and is a predicted model, not a curated record. The annotation marks the transcript as partial. The transcript has a single exon. Lineage: Eukaryota; Filasterea; Ministeriida; Capsasporidae. Gene Ontology annotation, cellular component: early endosome membrane.
AUGUCUGGUGGCGGUCGUGGACAGGGUGCCGCCCCUGACGUCUGCCCGCCAACCUCGCCCAGCGUUCCCAGCAGUCUCCGAACGCUGACCACCGCUGCUCCCGUCGCACCAUCACCAUCAUUGGCAUCAUCUUCGUCACUGACAGCUUCAUAUACCUCUUCCAUGAAUGCCAGCGGAAGAGUGGUGGCUGCAUCCUCAGCCGUAGUAGGACCAGUCACAGGAGGAGGCCGGUCAUCAGUUCGCUCCACAACUCCGACACGGACAGCAAGUCCGCCUGCGACUGCUGCGGGACCAUCAAGCGCAGCUCUGUCAAGCUCAACUCUGCCAAGAUCAGCCCCGUCAAGCACCGCGUCGUCGCGCCCAUCGCAAGGCAGACUAGCCGCUGGUACCGUUGGUGUCGCUGGGUCUUCCCCGGCCUCGUCCCCGUCCUCGUCCUCGUCAUCAACGUCCGGGUCAUCGUCAUCACUCGCUGCACCGCUCCAGUCACUCAAGGCGCUCUUCUUCAAGCCAAAGCGCGCGGCCGAUUCGCGCCCGCUGGCAGCCUUCUUCAAGGCAGACCAGCAGCUCAAGAAGCUGGUGCGGGAGCUGGACGCCUUCGACGGAUCGGUCGACGCAGAGACGUGCGUGCUGAUGGUGCAGAAGCUCAGAACGUCACAGCAGACCCUGCUGAACAUUAUCAACGCUAUGGUGGACGAGUGCACUGCUCAGCUGCGAACCAGCGCCAGCCGGGUGGAAGAGCCGCCGCUCCGAUCGAAUCGCGGUUACCGUGUCAAAUUCCCAGAGGAUGUCCAGGAGGACUUGAACCAAGGGUACUAUGCUCCGCUGUGGUUUAACGCAGAGUGCCUCGAGGCCGGUGCAAUCAUGGCCACGCACGAAGAUGCGUCAGAAGAGCUCAGGCAACCUGCCAGGCUGCUCGUCAACUCGAUCAAGCGACUUCGCAACUCCAUCGUCCAGUAUGGAGCAUCGUCGCCGUCCUCGUACGAUCGGGCUCCCGGCAUCUCAUACCAUCCUGCU